AUCAUUUAAUGUUUGACAGUUAAAGAGCAGAAAUGGCUGAUGGUAUUUAUGAAGAUGUGAUCAGGACUGAGUCUGAGGGAAUGAACACAGACAGAAUGGAGAUGAUAGUGGUAAUCUAUGAGAGUGCAGAAUGUGUGAGAGAUCAUGACUUCAGGACAGAGACAAACACACACCAACCACUUCAGCGUACAGGAAGUGUUUGUGUGAAGAUCAGAAGCUCCAGAGCAGCUGCAGUGUGUUUGGUGCUGCUGUGUGUUCUUCUGCUGACUGCAGUCAUAGUGCUGUGUGUCACGUUCACUCUAGAGAGACGACACUUAAUAUCCAAGAACAAAAACCUGACCAAUGAGAGAGACCAGCUGCUAACUAACAUCACCAACCUCUCAGAAGAGAGAGACCAGCUACUAAACAAGAACAUAGCCUUGACAAAUGAAAGGGAUGAAUUAACUAAAGAAAGAGACCAGUUCAAUCAGGAGAGAAAUGAACUGUGGAAGAUACUCAAUGAAAUGGGUGGAUAUAUUUAUCAAUCCAGUUUUUACUUCAUUUCCUCUGAGAAGAGGAACUGGAUUGAGAGCAGAAGAUACUGUACAGAGAGAGGAGCAGAUCUGAUCAUCAUAAACAACAGAGAGGAACAAGUGAGUGAAAGAGAGAUUGGGCACCAAAGGUUGUGCUGCUCACAGUAUGAAUGUCUACUCACCAACACAGACCUUAAAGUGGCCCUAUUGUGGCAUUUGAAAGGUUCCUAUUUUUGUUUUGGGAGUCUCCAACAACAGGUUUAAAAGCAUGCAAGGUCAAAAAACACUUUAAUUGUCUUAUAACCUGCAUUUAUUUUUACCUUGUUUGCUCAACGACUCCCAAACGAUUCGCUCAACGAUUCAGUUUGCUAAUCAGCAGUGAUUGGUCAGAUGACUUCUGCUGGUUAACAUGAAGUACAGUAUACAGUGCUUGCAUCACUUACAUUAUAUUAUAUUAAUGAUGGUGCUCCGUUCUGUUCUAAGAAUAAAGACUCAGAGAGGAAAUAAGUUGUUUUAGGUUUAUGUUAGUGAAUUAGCCCACAGCUCAUUGAUAAACACACAAACAGUCAUGGUAUAUGCAUUAGCCCAACACAGAAACGUAUUGAUAAAGCACUGCAGUUGUACACCAACGUACUGCUCUAUUCUUUAUCAUAACUCCAAGUAUAAUAACAACAAAAAAACAUUUGACACAUUUCUAGACAAUUGCGAGCGACACAUAUUGCUGUUAGCUGGUUAGCCGGAGACCUGCAAGCUGUGCGGAGCGAACACAACUUUGAUGACAGGAUUUUCAGUUUCAGGUGAAUUAACCCUUUAGACUUCCUGCUUCAUUCUACUAUGAUUUUCUUAAAAAGGAUAUCUGAUGGUAUUAGAGUCUGGAUUGGACUGUCUGACAGUGAUGUGGAGGGCAGAUGGAAAUGGGUUGAUGGCACCAACAUGACCUCUGGGUAAGAAAUCACUGAAUUAAACUGAUUAUUCUCUAAUAAAUGAUCAUAUCUCACAGUCAGUAUCAUAUCACACAGGAAGCAGCACUGAACAUCUAAUGCUGAUCUGUUCUUUCAGGAUCUGGAGGUCUGGAGAACCAAAUGGAUCUUAUUUAACAUUAUUUAUUAACAUAUUUAAUAAAGUCCAACCAAUGAGUUCAGUCAACUACAACCAACAGUAGCUUGAACUCAGACCACAAAACUAUAAGCUUUGAUGAAGACAAAGACUGAACAUUAAACCUUUAGAUGACACGCAGCUCAAAUACUGAAGAUUGACCAGAUCAAUACAGUGAGAGACACAGAUAACAUGCAGUCACUGAAACAAUGUUGAUGCUUCAACUUUAACAUUAGUGUUGAAACAAUGGUGAGAUUUCAACA
Messenger RNA from Megalobrama amblycephala (Wuchang bream), 1870 nucleotides. RefSeq lists its product as uncharacterized. The transcript is spliced from 3 exons. The record is from RefSeq and is a predicted model, not a curated record. Bases 33 to 776 code for a protein of 247 amino acids. NCBI's taxonomy places the organism in Eukaryota, Metazoa, Chordata, Actinopteri, Cypriniformes, Xenocyprididae.